Molecule: messenger RNA, 1550 nt
Organism: Hyla sarda
Lineage: Eukaryota; Metazoa; Chordata; Amphibia; Anura; Hylidae
Product: phospholipase B1, membrane-associated-like
Exons: 16
Coding region: 79-1383 (434 amino acids)
Biological process (GO): phospholipid metabolic process
Cellular component (GO): brush border membrane
Molecular function (GO): A2-type glycerophospholipase activity; phosphatidylcholine lysophospholipase A1 activity; retinyl-palmitate esterase activity
Source: RefSeq, a predicted model, not a curated record
CUGGGCCCCUCAGCGUGUGUGCAGCUCAUCCCUGGGCCCCUCAGGACUUUACUUUGCAUCUGGAAUGUGAAGGAGAAGAUGGCAGCUGCACAGGUGACUGUGAUAAUCUGCUGCUUGUACCUGCGCCAAGUCUGCGGUUUGGACUGGAUGGGGAAUUACAUGGACGGAUUAAAAGAUCACAUGACCAUGUUUGGGCUUCAGCAAUUCCCAGAGAAAUCCACAGGGUGGAGCCGUGAGGGUAAAGACUUCUAUUGUCCGUACACCGCCGCCUCCCCCGAGCCCCCCACCACAGCUGACCGCGUGAGGCCGGGAGACGUGAAGAUUGUGGCUGCCCUGGGCGACUCCCUGACGGCGGCGAUUGGCGCAAAUGCAACAAACGUAUUAGAGAUCCCCACAGAGUAUCGCCAUCUGUCCUGGAGCAUUGGAGGCUACAGUAACCUGUCCGCUGUCAUUACACUGCCCAAUAUUCUGAAGACUUUUAACCCUAACGUUGUCGGAUUUGGGAAGAGGAGCACGGUGAGCUACAGGCCGGCCCCGCUGGAGGACUCGGGACUGAACCUCGCCGUAACCGGAGCCAACACCUUCCUCCUCCCGGCGCAGGCGCGGCGUCUGAUUGACGUUCUGAACUCCCUGCCGGACAUCAGCGUCCAGGACGACUGGAAAGUCAUCACCAUAUUCAUCGGCUCCAAUGACCUGUGCGACUACUGCAAGAACAAGACGCAGUUCUCUGCAGACGCCUUCAUCCACCACAUGAGCGAGGCCCUGGAUAUGCUGCAGGAAGAGCUCUCCCGAUCCAUCGUGAAUGUGGUUCAGCUCUUCCAGGUCGAUCGUCUCCGUCAGGUGAAUGAUCAGAGUCUGGGCUGCAUCCUGCAGAGGUUCUUCUGCUCCUGUGUGGUGUCACCUAAGGAGGAUUCCCCGGAGCUGCUGGAGCUCCUCGAGGUGAACCGACAAUUCCAGGAUCGUCUGGAGCAUCUUAUACAGACGUCUGGGAGAUACGAUGGCAAGAAAGACUUCGCUGUGAUCCUGCAGCCGUUCCUGAAGGACAUCGAGCCGGCCAUAGACCAUGACGGGAUCAUCGAUUUCUCCUUCUUCACUCCGGAUUGUUUUCAUCUCACGGUCAAAGGUCACGAACAAAUGGCAAAAGGACUGUGGAACAACAUGGUAACCGCGCCCAAUGCCGCCAUGUCCACGCCCUGCGCCCCGCUCCAUACGGACAAUAGAAUGAGCAGCAGCAUGGAGAUUAGACAUGCUGGGUAUUCUUCAGCCGGAAGGAAACAAAUCUCACCUGAAGACGUUCUCCGAGGAAGUGAAGCUCCUGUGUCCCUCCGAGGCUCGGCCUUAUAUCUACACCAGGAGGACAGAGAACACGACCGCCAUGUCUAGUGCUGCCCGGAGCUCCUCGCUAUUAGUCCUCGGCGCCGCGCUCGCCGUGUUCUGUAUAUAAGACGAUCAAUAAUAUACUAAAUAAACACAAGACGAUAAUUAGACAAUGUGGGGGAAAGCUACCGCCCGUAAUUCUCAAUAAAUCUAAUAAACCAGAGACGAUAAAC